Messenger RNA from Lytechinus variegatus (green sea urchin), 3090 nucleotides. It is a transcript of the gene fnbp4, whose product is annotated as formin-binding protein 4-like. Bases 300 to 3083 code for a protein of 927 amino acids. The record is from RefSeq and is a predicted model, not a curated record. The transcript is spliced from 13 exons. NCBI's taxonomy places the organism in Eukaryota, Metazoa, Echinodermata, Echinoidea, Temnopleuroida, Toxopneustidae. Gene Ontology annotation, molecular function: protein binding.
CUAGUGUGCAGAAGCAAAGAUGGUCAGCCCCAACUAUCAGAACUACAAUCAUUCGUAAUUGUGGUACAGAUUCUUCAAGGACACAAAUCUAAUGGCUUAUAAAUCAGAUGUGAACACGUCUUCCGAUACUUGUAUUUUCUGGAGCAGUGCGUUUGUCAUUUUAAUGAUAUUUCUCUCGAUUCUUUUAUACAUGAUCUACACGCAGCAACAGAAUGAUCUUUACCUACAUAAGCUUGCCAAGACACCCAAGAGAUACUGAGAGCAACUAGGAGGAAGCUGUGAUACCAACCCCCUUCACCAUGGGGAAGAAGAAGGACCGGUCCAUGCCAGGCCCGGGCAAAAGACGAACAGUUCUUCAGAUUGAUGGCCCAGCUGUCAGCACCAAGAAAGGUUAUGCUCCAAGCAGUAGCACCAACGUCAAUGCCCUCAGUGGGUUAAUGGCCAACUACGGGGACAGCGAUGAAGAGCAGGAUUAUGCGCCCCCAACGUACAGUGACCCCAAGCCAGCCGAGGCCCCGGCAAAACCCAAAACCGCAAUGGAUGCCAAGCUAGCAGACUUUUUAGCUGAAAUUGAUGCUAUGGACACCGCCUCCAACAGCCCGGCCGGGGAGACGGAGGAUGGCAAACCGAUGGAGGAUGAAUCCAUCGAUGGUAGACCCAUAUCAGGAAGUGAUCCCGACCCAAUAGAUCCACAAGCCAUGAUGGGGAAUACCCUGGCAGCGGGUGGGGCGGAGACGGAGGCAGGGGUACCCAACCCUGAACUGACAGCUGUUGGGGAAUGGCAAGAGUUGCUGGAUGAGAAUACGAACUGUGUCUAUUACUGGAACAUGUACACCAAUGAAGUGACAUGGGAGAUGCCUCAGGCAUUCAAACUCCAGCAGGAGCAGCUUGCCUCUGCUACCACUGCCCUUCCUACAGCACCGGACACGGGUGCUGCAGAGGACAAUCAGGACAAUAUCCCAGCGGCAUCCGCUGUUGAAUCAAACGCAAUGGACGUUCAAAACGGGGACAUUGAUGGUGCAGAGAUCCCCAAUGGUGUCCCAACGGAGGAUCUACUGGCAAAGAUGGCCGAUGCUGUCGGCGAAGUCACCAAGGACGAUAUCGAAAAACUUCCUGUGUAUGGAUCAGCGCGGGUGAAAUACCAGCUUGAUCCGGUCCCGGAGGAGCUCAAGAAAGACGAUUUAAAAUCGAAGGACGAUGUCGACGAGGAGGAGGAGUUUGUUCCCAUCCCGAGGAAACGCAAACUGAACUAUGAAUCAAAAUUUACAAAAGGGGAGACCUUACUCCCUGCGACUGUGGACGCGAAAUCUAGCAAAUCAGAUGAUCGCGUCGAGGAACGGAUCGAGAGGGUCAAGGAAGAGAUCGACCACGAAGAGGAAGAGGAUGAGGAUGAUGACGAGGAGGAUGAUGGAAGAUAUGAUCUACAUCCGGAGCCAGAGGAGGAGAUCAAGGAGGAGAAGAAGGAGAAAGAUGAACUCUAUGCUGUUGAUAUGUUUGCUGAUGAGAUGGACGACAUUGAUACGCAGCUUGAGAUGGCGCUAGAAAAGAAAAAGGCUGAGUUAAAAGAGUUGGAAGAAGCAGAAGACAAGAAAUCACCCGAACCUUCAAAGUCUGAGAAAAGCAAGAAACGGAAAACCGAUGCAGCAGAGAUAGCUAGCAUUUAUGAUGAGAGUGGAAGCGUCGAUCUAUCAAGGUUCAAGAAGAAGCGAUUAGAGAACCUUGCUGGGAAGCAGAAGAGCUCUGGAGGAACUCAGGAGACCGGGAUUCAAUGUGACCUUCAUGAUGAAAUCACCCCAGAGGAAAGGGAUAAGGCCAAGGAAAAACAGAAGAAAAGGGAAGAGAAAGAAAAGAAAGAGGAGAUUGUUGAGAUGGUAUCUACCAUGAUGAACAAACUGGAAUUCCUUGGGAUCUCCACCAAAGGCCUUAACAAGUUCCAAGUCAUGCUCAUUGAAAUGGAGACUCGGAUCCAGGAUUGGAGGGAGGGGCUCCUGGAAAGCAAGCAGCUCCUGCAACGCCUGGAGACAUCAGACUGGGAGCUCCAGCGCUACGAGACGGACGCCGCCCCCAAGGGCUGGCUCUGCUCCUGGGACAGGACGCACAAGCAGUACUACUACACCAACAUAUCAACGAACGAGUCACAGUGGGAUUAUCCCGUAGAGGCUGCUGCCGAAGAUGCUAAGGGGGCGGAGUCGACGGUCACGAGGGAGGAGACGAGAAGCGCCUUCAGCAACGCCGCUGACCGAGGGUCCGCCAACGACGACGGGAACAGCGGAGAGGAGUCCAUGGAUGAGGGGAACACUUCUGAUGAAGAGCCUCCCAUCCCUAAGCCAGCCGAGAUUCAGCUACCCCCUGCCUUACCCCCGUCACCGACUCCUCCCCAACCCCCUAUGCCCCAAGAGGAAGCAGAGUCACCCCUCCCUCCCCCUCCUCUACCAGACGGCCCACCACCACCGCCACCACCAGGAGAGGAACCAGCCCUACCUCCAUUACCCCCAAGCCCACCGCCAUCCACCCCUCCACCAGCACCUCCUCCAGAGGAGGGGGACACCAUCCGACCUCUUACCCCACCCCCGUUCCUCUCCUCGUUCCCGGGCGUGGCCGCCAUGGCGCAACCCCCUCCCCCGCCCCAGACGUCCUCCAGGGACACGUCAACAGCUGUGAUAGGGAAACCUCAGGUCCUUUACUCGGCGCCUGCGGUGACCAAGGGUGCCUCCACAAUAGCUGCAGCACCGGUAUUGUCUGCACCUGCCACACAAGCCCCAGGACCGCCUGUACCGCAGCAACCAGCGGCACCUCCUGCUAGAAUCAAAAAGAAAAAGAAGAAAGGGAAAGAGGGUAAGUUGGUUAAGAGCAAGCUUCCACACUCCCUCGUCUCCAAGUGGAGCAAGAUCAAGGAAGAGCAGGAGAAAGAGAUGGAGGAGAGCGAGGAAAGCGAGGAGGAGGAUCUCGGAGUCCGCAACCAGAAGAUGAUUGAGGAAUGGAAAAAGGAGCAAUUAGUCAUGGGCAAAGCGAAGUACAAUGCCAACUUUGAGCAAAUCCAAGGGGACUGGAGGGAAAGACUAAAAAGGAAAACCAAACCGUGAUGCAUCG